Molecule: messenger RNA, 1281 nt
Organism: Balearica regulorum gibbericeps (East African grey crowned-crane)
Lineage: Eukaryota; Metazoa; Chordata; Aves; Gruiformes; Gruidae
Source: RefSeq, a predicted model, not a curated record
AUGAUGGAAGAGAGUGGAAUAGAGACAACUCCACCUGGUACGCCCCCACGAAGCCCAGCAGGGGCUGCUGCUGCUGCUACACCUGUCUCAUUAGCUUUGUCCAGUCCCCUUGCUACACCAAGCAUGUCAUCUUCUCCUGCAUACUCACCACCUGUGCCAGCUGGAGUGCCUUCGCUUCCUCCUCCUAUAAUGACUUCAGCUUCUCUUCCAGUUGUGCCUUCUGCAACGGUUUCUACUAUUGCACCACCUCUAACUCCUGCCCCACCUCAUGCUGCCUCUUCAUCUUUUAGUACCUCCAUGUCCCAGUUCUCUACACCUCCUCCAUUAAGCUCUGCUACUGGCUCUAGUCUUCCUGCACCUCCUACUGGUCCCCCCAUUUCGGGAUUUUCCAUAUCUUCAACCUAUGAUAUUACCAGAGGACAUGCUGGUCGAGCACCACAGAGCCCACUGAUGCCAUCAUUUUCUGCACCUCCAGUCACAGGUGUUUUGGCAGAUCCUAUUACUCAACAAGCAAUUUUCUCAUCACCUUUGGCUCCUGGAACUGGUUCUGCAAUUACUUUUCCUGAGGAGCAUGAAGACCCCCGAGUAUCUACUGCCCAAGGUGGAACACCUGCUGGAGGACUGUGGGGGUUUAUAAAGGGUGUAGCUGAGAAUCCCAUGGUGAAGUCUGUUCUUGACAAAACCAAACAUUCAGUGGAGACCAUGAUCACAACACUGGAUCCUGGCAUGGUUCCGUAUAUCAAAACUGGGGGAGAACUGGACAUAGUGGUUACUUCUAAUAAAGAGGUAAAAGUUGCAGCAAUUCGAGAUGCCUUUCAAGAAGUCUUUGGAAUGGCUGUUGUUACUGGAGAGGCUGCACAGUCUAACAUCGCACCCCAACCUGUGGGCUAUGCUGCAGGUUUAAAAGGAGCCCAAGAAAGAAUAGACAGCUUGCGUCGGACAGGAGUAAUACAUGAAAAACAGCCUGCUGUAUCAGUAGAAAACUUCAUUGAGGAAUUGCUUCCUGAUAAAUGGUUUGACAUUGGAUGUCUGAUUAUUGAGGAUCCAGUUCAUGGAAUUCAUCUGGAAGCUUUUACCCAAGCAACACCAGUGCCUUNUCAAAAUGUUACACAGGCUAAGAAUCUCACUCCUCAGGACUACAAUCUGAGAUGGUCAGGCCUGUUGGUGACUGUGGGCGAAGUGCUUGAGAAGAGUAUAAUGAAUGUCAACAGGACUGAUUGGCACAUGGUAUUCACUGGUAUGUCCCGUCGACAGAUGAUCUACAGUGCAGCUAAGGCUCUA